AUGGAGAACCUAACCGGCCGACCGACAAGAAGGAAAAAGUACCUCGAAAAGGGUGCGGAGUACGUCGUUCCGAAAUCUACGCGGCAUUACCACCACCAAAAGAAAGCACGCCUAGCCGAAUCUGCUUUGGGUUCCGCAGCUGCAUUAAGCGUCCCAUCUGUUGACCCACCGGGGCACUCAGCGCCAGGCGUUAGCUUGCAGCAACCGGCAACACCAACCGACGAACAGCAGCGGUUAGUGCCGGAGAGCAUCGCUGUCGACAACUCGCAACAGCGCCCCGGCGAUGAUGGCGUUGGAUCGACCGGGUCUUUGGCCGAAGACGAACACCACUGGGAAGAUCAAAACGGUGGGGGUGCUGACCCACAAUCAGACUGGGACGAUCUGUCAGACUUCGGAGAUUCUGACAGUCUUGGGCCGUCGUGCGAAGCCUCCACUGAAGAGCUCAUACCGGAAGAUGACGAUAGCUCCAGGGCUCCUGGAGACUUUGUUUCUGACGACCGUGAAGAUCUAAUGGGAAGGAGCUUCGCCCAAUUCGGCACGUCAACUCUGCCCCACUCCAGCACGACUAAAGCGAGUGCCGUGGCCAUGCUCAUGUCAAUAGUUCACGCACACAAUUUCACAUUGGGUGCGCUGGACGACAUUCUGAAGCUAAUAAACAAGAUGUUUGGCCAAAAUCAGAACGUCUUGCCAGGUAGCAAGUACCUAUUCCGAAAGCUGUGGAGCCAAAAAACAUCCACAGUUUCAAAGAAGUACUACUACUGUGAGCGUGCAAACUGCUCUGGGCUUCUUCAAGAUGACGGCGCUGGAAAGUCGACGUGCACUGUGUGCAGCAUUCCAGCUGACGAGGAAGCAGGACGCAGCUACUUCACGAUUCUGGAUAUCAGUCAGCAAGUGAAGCACGUAAUCGCAAAAACUAAAGAGGUUCUCAGUCAGAAUCUUGACGCCAUUGAGACGUCGCUUUCGAGCUCAUCGGUCACGGACAUCUCCAGUGGUUGUGUGUACCGAAACCUCAAGGAGGCCGCUGCAGUGAAGCCUGGAGACUUGACAUUAACCGUAAAUACCGACGGGAGCCCUGUGUUCAAGUCGUCCCGCUCUUCCAUAUGGCCGAUCCAGUUCACAGUCAGUGAACGUCCACCAGAGGAACGGUUCCGCAACACAACUCUUGCCGGACUGUGGUUCGGGAAAAAACACCCCAACAUGAAGCUCUUCGUGAGCAAGUUUGCUGAUGCCGUGAUGGACAUGGACCCGAUCCAGUGGACGUAUUGGACAGCAGACUACAAGUCACAGGUUCACCUGAUCUGCUGCUGUGCAGACGCUCCUGCACGUGCAGCGGUGCAGAACCAUGUCCUGUAUUCUGGAUAUUUUGGAUGCCCAUGGUGUCUGAUCAAAGGGGAGCAUGUGGCAGGAUGCAUACGCUACCUGCAAGAAGAGGAUGAGCCGGCUGAGAGAACAGCGGAGUCCAUAUCAAGGGACGCAAAACUUGCAGAGCGAUUCCGGGAGCCUGUAGAAGGCAUCAAAGGACCAUCUGCGCUUGCCAGUGUGCCCAACUUCGACCCCGUCUGGGGGUACCCUGUUGAUUACAUGCACUGUGCGCUACUCGGUGUCACAAAGCAGUUGACAGAGCUCCAUCUAGGAUCGUCAAAUUCCGAGCAGAGAUUCUACAUUGGUCGCCCAGCGGUUCUCAGCACACUAAAUGAACGGCUGCUCACCAUCAAGCCUCCUCAUUGUUUCACCCGCCUCCCGAGAUCCCUUGCUGACAGGGCAUUCUGGAAAGCUAGUGAGUGGCGGCUGUGGCUGCUGUACUACUGCCUACCCUGCACCCUUGAUGUCCUGCCCUCCCGGUACUGGAGGCACUUUUCUCGGCUUUCUCAGGCCGUCCACAUCCUGCUUCGGACAGAGAUCACUCCAUCACUGAUCAACUGUGCUGAACAGCUGCUCAAGAAGUUCGUGGCACGAGUCCCAAAGCUCUACGGGGAGACGGCCAUGACUUUUAACAUGCAUCAGUUGCUGCACCUGGCCAACUCCGUCCGACACAUGGGGCCGCUGUGGGCAAAUUCGGCAUUCACUUUUGAGGCAGGCAAUGGCCGACUUUUGCGUCAUAUAACUGCGGCAAAGGGAGUUCCUCUGCAGGUUGUAGAGAGGGCAGUCAUGUCGCAAGAGUUGGAGGCAGCACUAAGUCAUGAACUGCUUCCAGCAGACACGAGGCUGUUCUGCAACAGGGUGCUUGGCCACAGCCAUUUGAAAGAAGCGUUUUAUGUUGACGGAGGCGUCAUGCUUGGCAAUGCUAUGCCUUCGGGUCAUCUUUCUAGAGAGGAGUCUGCUGCGCUCCAAGAAGGCUUGGGCUUCUGCCCAUCGUCUGUGAUCGAGCACGGGCGACUGGUGCUAUCGGGACAGCUCUGCCACACUGCACAGUACACACGUGCUACAAAAAGCAACUCGACAGUUGUGCAGUGUGGAGAUGGCAGGGUUGUCAUCAUUUGGAGGGCACUUCAUAUAAGGGGUUGUGGUAGUGAUGAGGGUGUGCUACUGUGCAAAGAACUCACCUUCAAAGAUGGUGGCUCCAUCUUCCCCCCUCACAUCAGGGAAGUGGUCGCUGUGCCUCACGACACAUUUGUUGUAGUGAAGCCACAUGCUGUGUCUCAGGUGUGCCUUCAGAUUAAGUUUUCACCUGAGAGGUCAUAUAUCUGCUUCCUUCCUAACAUUAUUGAGCGCGACUAG
This is a messenger RNA of Ixodes scapularis (black-legged tick), 2718 nucleotides long. RefSeq lists its product as uncharacterized. The transcript is spliced from 4 exons. Bases 1 to 2718 code for a protein of 905 amino acids. NCBI's taxonomy places the organism in Eukaryota, Metazoa, Arthropoda, Arachnida, Ixodida, Ixodidae. The record is from RefSeq and is a predicted model, not a curated record.